AUGGUCUUCCCACCGCCCCCCACCAGCUCAAUUGACUGGUCCAACAUCGGCUUCAAAGUGCGCGAAGUCAACGGCCACAUCGAAUCCCACUACAGCGUCCACACCGGCACCUGGACCACCCCCACCUUCGUCUCCUCCCCUUUCCUCUCCCUCCACGGCCUCGCCCCCGCGCUCAACUACGGCCAACAAUGCUACGAAGGCCUCAAAGCCUUCCGCUCCCCCGACGACAAAUCCAUCAACAUCUUCCGCCCCUCGCUCAAUGCCCGCCGCAUGCAGCACAGCGCCUCCUUCAUCGCCAUGCCCGCACCCCCCGAACCCCUCUUCCUCGCCGCCGUCAACAUGGCUGUCGCCCUCAACGCCGAGUUCGUCCCCCCGCACGCCACAGGUGCAAGCAUGUACAUCCGGCCGCUCCUCUUCGGCAGCUGCGCGCAGCUCGGCCUCAACCCGCCCGACGAGUACACCUUCGUGGUGUACGUGCUCCCCGUCGGCGUCUACCACGGCGUGCACCCCGUCGACUGCCUCAUCCUCGAGACUGAGGCGGCGCGCAAGGAGGGGUAUGGGAUUACGCUGCAUCUGGACUCGCAGACGAGGACCACGAUCGAUGAGUUUAGCACGAGUGGGUUUUUGGGGAUCAAGAAGGAGGGCGAGAAGACGACGCUUGUGGUGCCGGAUAGCAACAGCGUCAUCAAUUCGGUCACCAGCAGGAGUAUCCAGGAGAUUGCGGCGUCGUGGGGGUGGAGUGUCGAAGUCCGCCCUGUCCCACUCACCGAGCUCUCCACCUUCACAGAAGUGAUGGCGGCCGGCACGGCCGCAGCGCUCGUGCCCAUCAAGAGUAUCACCAUGAAGAGCACCAACAUGAAGAUCGAUUACUGCGGCGACGAGCCCGGCGAGGGCGUGCUAGCGCUGCUGAAGACACUGAAGGGCGUGCAGACGGGUAAUCUCCCUGAUACGUUUGGGUGGCUUGAGAAGGUGGUGGAGCCGCCGACGACGGGCGUGGAGGGGCAUAAAGGCGGGAGUGGGGAGGAGAGUAUCAGUCAGGCGCCGUGA
Molecule: messenger RNA, 1047 nt
Organism: Morchella importuna
Lineage: Eukaryota; Fungi; Ascomycota; Pezizomycetes; Pezizales; Morchellaceae
Exons: 4
Coding region: 1-1047 (348 amino acids)
Biological process (GO): branched-chain amino acid metabolic process
Molecular function (GO): branched-chain-amino-acid:2-oxoglutarate transaminase activity
Source: RefSeq, a predicted model, not a curated record